Rhizophagus irregularis DAOM 181602=DAOM 197198 is the source of this 858-nucleotide messenger RNA. Lineage: Eukaryota; Fungi; Glomeromycota; Glomeromycetes; Glomerales; Glomeraceae. The record is from RefSeq and is a predicted model, not a curated record.
AUAUAGAAGAACAAAAAAGAUAUCUUUAUAAAUCACUUCCUAAUAAUCAUUUUGAUUAUAUAUCAAAUGAAUUUUAUGAGAAAAUGAAGAAUGUAAAUUCGAUUAAUGAAUUAAUUAAAAGAUUUGAAGAAAUUGUUUUAGAAGAAUCGAAUUUAAUUAGAAAUGGAUCUAUUGUAGCUUUAAAACAUGUUGCUACAGGAAAAUAUUUAAGUUCCAUUAAAAAUUUAUGUUAUACAACUGGAAGUCAGAAACAAUUGGUUUUUGUAGGAAGCUCGGAGCCUAUUCCAAAUUCUUUAUGGAGUAUUGAAUUUAGUGAUGAAUUAGCUAAUUAUACGGAUAAUUCUAUAAAGUUACGACACGUUGAAUCUGAGAAAUUUCUUGGAAUAUAUUUUAACUAUAGACGUGAUUAUUACAAAUCUCCGUUAAAUAAUUAUACAGAAGUGGGCUGUCGUGUAUUAAUAAAUCAGAUGGCCAAGUUGAAUUUUUACGUAGUCAUGAUAUUCAAUUUACUAUUGGGAACGAUACUUUUCAAGAAGUUGUUUGCCAUAAUGAAAGAUUAGGAGGAAAUGAUGAAUGGUGCAUUGAACUUAUUCACGAAGUUAAAAUUUUCUAAGCAACGUUUCCGAUAUAUGUUUUACCUUUAAGUUGUUCUAAAAAGGCAAUUUCCAUCAAAUAUGAAAGUGAUAUUAAUAAAAUUUAAAAUUUUGAAAUUAUAUACUUACAGAUGCGAUUAAUAAUUUCAUUAGCUAACAAAAAUACUGUACGUUAGUAUCAGCAAAUAUAGUUUAAUAUAAUUUAAUAUCGAUUGCAUUUAUGAAAUUAUAGUCAAAUAUAAUAAUUACUUAUAGUACGCGUCAA